Molecule: messenger RNA, 2904 nt
Organism: Nematolebias whitei (Rio pearlfish)
Lineage: Eukaryota; Metazoa; Chordata; Actinopteri; Cyprinodontiformes; Rivulidae
Gene: invs
Product: inversin
Exons: 18
Coding region: 61-2904 (947 amino acids)
Cellular component (GO): nucleus; cytoplasm
Molecular function (GO): protein binding
Source: RefSeq, a predicted model, not a curated record
CCACUGAGGAUGCAAUGAUCUGUGAAAAAUCUGUUGAAGUGUCCCACCCUCAAUCCAAAUAUGGCCUCAGUGGCGUCCAGCUCAGGACCGACUCCUCUAGACUCCCAGGUUCAUGCUGCAGCCGUCAACGGAGACAGGAGCACCCUCGUCAAACUCAUCGCAGCAGAGCCCUCGCUGAAGGACCAUGAAGACCAGUUUAAGCGCACCCCUUUAAUGUACUGUGUUCUGGCUGACCGCCUGUGCUGUGCUAAGGUUCUGCUGAAGGCCGGAGCCUCAGUCAACAAAACGGACCAAAGCCAGAGAACCGCUCUGCACCUAGCUGCUCAGAAGGGGAACGUGCGUUUCCUCAAGUUGCUCCUCUCCAGGCGUGCCAACUGCCUGCAGAAAGACCAGGAGGGGAUGACCCCGCUCCACCUGGCCACCCGACACCCGUCGCCCAAAGCCCUCGCUCUGCUGCUGAAACACAUCGGACCCGGAGAGGUCGACACGCAAGACAAGAAUAAGCAAACUGCACUUCACUGGUCAGCAUUUUUUAACCGACCGGAGCACGUCCGCCUUCUGAUCAAGCAUGACUCCAACAUCGGCAUCCCAGACAGCGAGGGCAAAAUUCCUCUGCACUGGGCUGCACACAGUCAGGAGGCGAGUGCCACGCAGACUGUCCGCUGCAUACUGGAAGCAGCACCCACUGAGUCCCUGUUGAACUGGCAGGACUAUGAGGGUCGGACACCCCUGCACUUUGCUGUUGCCGAUGGUAACGAGGCAGUAGUGAAGGUGCUAACGUCUUAUAAGGGCUGUAAUGUGACGGCUUAUGAUAACCUCUUCAGAACGCCGCUGCACUGGGCAGCUCUGCUGGGCCAUGCCCAAAUUGUCCACCUGCUGCUGGAGAGAAACACGUCAGGCACAAUUCCUUCAGACAGCCAAGGAGCGACACCACUGCACUACGGAGCUCAGAGAAACAACGCUGAAACUGUUGGUGUGUUUCUGUCACAUCCAUCUGUGAAAGAUGAACCCGAUCUGGAGGGGCGAACAGCCUUCAUGUGGGCCGCCGGGAAGGGCAGCGAUGAUGUCAUCCGCACCAUGCUCGCCCUCGCCCCUCACAUCGACAUCAACAUGGCCGACAAGUACGGCGGCACCGCGCUCCAUGCGGCCUCCCUGUCAGGCCAUGUGAGCACAGUGAAGCUGCUGCUGGAGAAAGAAGCAGUAGUUGACUCUCUAGACCUCAUGAAGCACACGCCGCUGUUUCGCGCCUGUGAGAAGGGAUACAAAGAUGUCAUCCUUACACUCAUCAAAGGUGCUGCACGUGUGGACCUCGUAGAUGUGGACGGUCACACUGCUUUGCACUGGGCCGCUCUGGGAGGGAGUGCUGAGGUGUGCCAGAUUCUGAUGGAGAAUGGGAUCAGUCCCAACGUACAGGAUCAUGCAGGAAGGACUCCACUGCAGUGUGCUGCGUACGCCGGUUACAUCACAUGCAUGGCAGUCCUCAUAGAGAACAAUGCUGACCCAAACAUACAAGACAAGGAGGGGCGGACUGCUCUCCACUGGUCGUGUAACAACGGGUACCUGGAUGCUGUGAAACUGCUACUGGGCUACAGUGCCUUUCCUAACCAGAUGGAGCACACAGAGGAGAGGUACACCCCUCUGGAUUACGCCUUGCUGGGGGGCCACAGUGAGGUGACCCAGUUCAUGCUGGAGCACGGGGCUCUGUCAAUAGCAGCCAUCCAGGACAUCGCUGCUGCGUCCAUCCAGGCCGUCUAUAAGGGCUACACGGUCCGCAAGGCCUUCAAGGAGAGAAAGCAGCUGCUUAUGAGACAUGAGCAACUGCGCAAAGAUGCAGCAGCCAAAAAACGUGAAGAAGAACAGCGACGAAGAGAAGCCGUGCAUCGAGUUUCAGUGAACGCUGCAGACAAACAAAGGGUUUCAGUGGCGAGAGCAGAGCAGGAGAAGCUCGUCUUAAUGAACAUAAAUGAUUCAUUAGUGGAGACAAGGAAAUCAUCCAAAGAUGAACGCACAAAGACCAAAGAGGAGAGACAUAAAGCUCAAAAGAACAGGCCCAGAAGAAGUAGUGCAGCCGAACGAGCUGAGGCUCCUGAAGCUUUGAGCUGUGAUGCUGAAUCUUCCCAGACCACCAGGCUGAAGGAACUUUUGUCUCCUAGCAGCUGCAGGGAGCCACCCAGUCUAAAACCCACACCUCCCACCAGGCCCAAAGUCCGGGAACGAUCCUCUUCAAGCGCAUCAUCUCCUUCCACACCUGUCUCAACUGUGGACCAAAGUGAGGCGAGUGCCAGGGAAUGCAAAAAGAAAGACAGACGCUCGAGUGCUUCUGGCAAGAGUAAUGCACACGCUUCUCUACAAAAGCACCAGAACCACAAAGAGCAGACUUCAGAGAAGGCUUUUGUCAGAGCCCAAGCUGUCUCAUUAAGAAGCAAUUCAUCUUUUGAUCGCAAGCGGCCCUCAAGAGAAGCUCAGCCCAGAUCACUUGCACCCCUGUCAACAACCCGACGGGAGCAACAUGACAGAGAGCAGCUGAGGAGGAAUGAGGCUGCACGCAUCAUCCAGCGAGCGUGGCACAGGUUUUGUGCACGCAGAAGGAGAGAAGUGAAAGCCUGUAAGGAAGGAGAGUCGAGUGAAUUGAACUACAGGAAACAAAAAAUGGAAAGCAGACUUCAACUUGGCAAAUCAGCAUUGAGUAAAAGCUCUGUGCUGCAAAGCAUCUAUGGCAACUCUGUGGCGAGACGAGGGCGUUCAUUCCAGUCUCAUCUGGACAUCCCUUUCUGCACCCAGAGCCAGUUGAGCGGUUUAGAUUGUGUGCACCUGACUGACGCCUUGAACCAAGCCAAGCAGUUCUCCUACCACCUGAGGCCGCACAGUGCAGGACAGGGUACGAGAGGCCGCGGGAAACAUUGA